Rotaria sp. Silwood2 is the source of this 783-nucleotide messenger RNA. NCBI's taxonomy places the organism in Eukaryota, Metazoa, Rotifera, Eurotatoria, Philodinida, Philodinidae. The record is from the annotation of a GenBank genome assembly.
AUGUGUUUCUUCAUAAAAAAUCUUUAUCAUGAAAUCGUCGAAUUACAUAAAACUAAAAAACAAAUAUCAAAAUUGAAGCUCUACCGUGGACAAAUUAUCUUAAAUGAAUAUUGUCAAGAAAUUCAAAAUAAUUUAGGUGGUUUACUAUCACUUACUUCUUUCAUCUCAACCAGCGAAAGGAAAGAUGUUGCUUCGACAUUUACUAGAUGGAUAUCUAAUAGAGAGAAAAGCGUAUUAUUUGAAAUAACCAUUGAUCCAACAUCUCAUUCAAGUGUUCCAUAUGCAAAUAUCGUCGAUUUUAGUAAUUUUGGACUUGCUGAAAAAGAAUAUUUAUUUUCAAUGAGUUCAGUUUUUCGUAUAGGAAACAUUAAUGCUGACGACAAUAGUAUUUAUCAUGUUCAUUUAUCAUUAACAUCUGGAAACGAUGAACAACUUACAGAUCUUACCAAAUACAUGCGAAAACACUAUAUGAGUAGUCCAUCUCGUCUAUGCGACAUCGCAAAUAAUCACAAUAAGGAAUCUAAUCCAAAUCAAGAAACAAUUGCUUUAGUUGAAAACAAUAUUGGUAUGGUUUAUUUUGAACAAAAUAAAUAUUCACAGACAUUUAAACAUUAUGUGAAAUCACUGAAAAUUCGUCUGAGAAACCUAAUUCAUAUUCAUCCAGAUAUUGCUCAAUCUCUUAAUAAUAUUGGUAUGAUUUAUGCUCAACAAGAAAAGUAUGAAUAUGCUUUAUUUUUAUAUAUACUUGCAUUAGAAAUUAAGAAAAAAAACAAUGUAUCCUGA